AGAGAGUGUAUACUUUUAAAUAAGGAAAAAAGAAGAGGAGCUUUUCAUUUACUUUGUUUAUACAUUAAAAAUCAACAGUUUGUUGGAGCUUUUUGACUACAUGGGUGAGGAAAAGGAGAACAAAGGGGAGGAGGUAAAAAAGGAGGAGGAAAAGAAAGAAGAAGUAGAGGAAAAGAAAGAAGAUGAAAUUCAAGAAAUUGUGCUCAAAGUUGAUAUGCAUUGUGAAGCUUGUGCAAGAAAAGUUGCUAGAUCCCUCAAAGGUUUUCAAGGAGUGGAGGAAGUAACGGCAGAUUCUAAGGCUAGCAAAGUGGUGGUAAAAGGAAAAAAUGCAGAUCCUCUCAAAGUGUGUGAAAGAAUUCAAAAAAAAAGUGGUAGAAAAGUGGAAUUAAUUUCACCUUUGCCAAAGCCACCAGAAGAAAUUAAAAAAGAUGAAAAGAAAGAGGAAUUGCCCAAAGAAGAGAAGAAAGAUGAGCCUCCUCCAGUCAUAACAGUGAAGAUGACAGUUCAGAUGCAUUGUGAUGCAUGUGCACAGGUACUGCAGAAACGAAUCCGGAAAAUACGAGGUGUUGAAUCUGUAAUGACAGACCUAGGAAACAAUCAAGUUGUAGUAAAAGGUGUCGUUGAUCCAGAGAAGUUGGCAAACGACGUGUAUAAGAGGACAGGGAAGCAAGCUAUAGUAGUGAAGGAGCAAGAGGUAAAAAAGGAAGAAGAGAAGAAAGAAGAAGAGAAAAAAGUGAAAGAAGAAGAAGAAAAGAAAGGUAAUGAAGAAGAAAAAGGCACAGAGGAAGAUGAUAAGACAACAACAGAUAUCAAGAAAAGUGAAUAUAUGCAUCAAAGGGACAACCUUUUCAUGGAGUAUGCUAAUUAUCCCCCUCAGAUUUUCAGUGAUGAAAAUCCUCAUGCUUGCUUUGUCAUGUAACCUUUUCGGUUACUCAGUAUCAUCAGUGGCGUAAUCAGAAUUUCAAUUUCAUUGCAUGUGGCACAAUUUUCAAUAUGUUCUAGUCUAGUAUAUGCUAAUAAAGAUUUAUUAAAUUGGCUAUUUGAGAGAUUUUUCUCUAUCCAAUAAUUUUGGUGUUUUGGUGCUAUUAGUUGUUGAACAAGAUGUACAUACUUUAAAAGUUUUAAACUUUUGAGCUUAUGGUGAUAAUGUUUAUCUCUCCCUA
Solanum dulcamara is the source of this 1163-nucleotide messenger RNA. RefSeq names its product heavy metal-associated isoprenylated plant protein 7-like. NCBI's taxonomy places the organism in Eukaryota, Viridiplantae, Streptophyta, Magnoliopsida, Solanales, Solanaceae. Bases 101 to 919 code for a protein of 272 amino acids. The record is from RefSeq and is a predicted model, not a curated record. Gene Ontology annotation, molecular function: metal ion binding. The transcript is spliced from 5 exons.